This is a messenger RNA of Prunus avium (sweet cherry), 2149 nucleotides long. RefSeq names its product carboxypeptidase D (gene SOL1). NCBI's taxonomy places the organism in Eukaryota, Viridiplantae, Streptophyta, Magnoliopsida, Rosales, Rosaceae. The record is from RefSeq and is a predicted model, not a curated record. Gene Ontology annotation, molecular function: zinc ion binding; metallocarboxypeptidase activity. Gene Ontology annotation, biological process: peptide metabolic process; protein processing.
UUUUGGCCCAGAGGGAAAGAAAUAUCAGAAAUGGGCCGAACGACCUUCAUGUCUUCCAUUUGAAGCCCAUAGCCCCAAGUCUUGUAACGUUUUCUUUCAUUGGCAUUGACAGCACAAUUUCCCACAAAUCCGCAAUCCCCGAUCUUAUUCGUCACGUUUUCACUUCUUCUGUAUAGCCUUGUUCCAACUUCCAACAAUGCCUUCCUGAAUCUGAUGCUGAAGCUCUGUAAUUACCAUAAUCACCAUCAUCAUCCAAAAUCAGAGAAUGAAGCUUGUCUUUUCCAUCCUAUUCCUCUCUGUCAGUUUUUCUACUUUUCUUCCUCUUGCCAUUGCCAGAGGCGGCCUUAAUAACUCUAAUCCUCCAGGCCUCGAAUAUGGUCCUGGCACUGGUUCCGGAAGGCACUUGUUUGAGGAUGACGAAUCUGAGACACGUGUGGAUGUAGCUCAAGGCUACAUGACCAAUACUGAGCUGGAACGGGCCAUUAAGGCAUUCGGCCAAAGAUGCAGUAACAUUUCUAGGGUGUACAGUAUCGGGGAGAGUGUGAAUGGGGUUCCUCUGUGGGUAAUAGAAAUUUCUGAUAAGCCUGGGGAGGAAGAGCCUGAACCUGCAUUUAAGUACAUUGGAAAUGUGCAUGGAGAUGAACCUGUAGGUCGUGAGCUUCUAAUGCUACUAGCAAAUUGGAUAUGUGACAACUAUUUGAAAGAUCCCUUGGCAACAUCGAUUGUUGACGGUGUGCAUCUUCAUAUACUGCCGUCUAUGAAUCCCGAUGGGUUUUUAUUAAGGAGGCGUGGUAAUGCAAAUAAUAUUGAUCUUAAUCGAGAUUUUCCAGACCAGUUCUUUCCGUUUAAUGAUUAUGUGAAUGGGCGACAACCUGAAACAAGAGCAAUAAUGAAGUGGUUGAGAGAGAUACAAUUUACUGCAUCUGCCAGCUUGCAUGGGGGUGCACUUGUUGCAAAUUAUCCAUGGGAUGGCACUCAGGAUAAAAGGAAAAAUUACUUUGCAUGUCCCGAUGACGAAACAUUUCGGUUCUUGGCAAGUGUCUAUAGUGGCUCUCACCAUAACAUGUCCUUGAGCAAGGAAUUUGAAGGAGGGAUUACAAAUGGAGCUUCCUGGUAUCCUAUAUAUGGAGGCAUGCAAGACUGGAACUACAUACAUGCGGGCUGUUUCGAAUUGACAUUAGAGAUUAGUGACAACAAAUGGCCUAUUGCUAAUGAGCUUCUCACUCUUUGGGAAUACAACAAAAUGAGCAUGCUUAAUCUUGUUGCAAGCCUAAUCAAGACAGGAGUACAUGGAAGAAUCUUUUCAUCAGAUGGUGGGAGGCCGUUGCCAGGCUUUAUUGUAAUCAAGGGAAUAAAUUACACGGUUCAAGCUAGCAGAGGAAUUGCGGAUUACCAUCGCUUGCUUGCCUCUGGUGGCAGAUACGAAGUCACAGCUACUGCCCCUGGGUACAAAUCAAAGACAACAGGUAUCUGGUUGGACAAAGCAGGCACAAAUGUAGAUUUUGUUCUCGACCCUAAUGUCAAUCGCAGAGGAAUUCCACUUCGAAGCGCAUGUGAAUGCAGAUGGGGCACUAGGAGUGUCAUUUGGGAUACCCAUUUGGAAGUAUACUUGCUUUUGAUUGUUAUUGUAGGAUUCCUUUUGUUUUUAUGCAAGAGGAGGACAUACAGCCGAUUAAAACAGAGGCAGUUGGCAGGACCAAAAAGGCCAGUUGUGGUUUGAGGAUUGAUUUUCUACUUGUAUGGAUGCCCUUUAUUUUUGGGAGUCAGAAGGAAGCUUCAUUCAUUAAGAAGAAAGAAACCGGACGAUCAUAAAAAGACUAACAAAGAAAAGCAUACCUUUGCAAACUCAACGCAGCAAAUUUGCAACUUUGCAACGGCAGUUCUUAAAGCACCUCAUUUUUGUACAUAAGCAUGAGGCAAGGUCCAGCUUCUAUUACUUGUGUAGAUGAUAGUUGUGUAUUAUUUGGAUGUAUUUUCCAUUAGGAAGACUAGAAACUCUCAUUGUACUUAUUGUAUCUCAAGGUUCUUGGUUAUUAUCCAUACAUAUCCUGUUAGCAAUAUUUGACCUUUACAUGGAGGUCUUGCUCAUGAUCUUGGAAUAAUUUUGUGUUUUUUUUUGGGGUUUUUGUUUUCUAUUGUGGACUGACAU